Molecule: messenger RNA, 828 nt
Organism: Aspergillus melleus
Lineage: Eukaryota; Fungi; Ascomycota; Eurotiomycetes; Eurotiales; Aspergillaceae
Product: phytanoyl-CoA dioxygenase family protein
Exons: 4
Coding region: 1-828 (275 amino acids)
Source: RefSeq, a predicted model, not a curated record
AUGGAGAACAACCAUUUCCCCUUGUCCGAGGACCAGGUGCAGUUCUUCCAGGAAAAGGGAUAUCUCCUUAUCCGGAACUUCCUGAACGAUGUCGAGACGGAGCGUCUUCGGCAAUGGACUCAGGAAGUACAUGAUUUGCCUCGAACACCUGAUGCAUCGUACAUGCCCUACGAGGAAGUAAAUUCCCAAGGCCAGAGAGUUCUCUGUCGCACCGAGAACUACGCCAACAGCCAUGCGGGCUUUGACAGCUUCCUCCGUGGUCAGCGAGUUUUGAGCGUACUGGGACAGCUCGCCGCAGAGGAUAUGCUUCUCUUCAAGGAGAAAAUUAAUUACAAACUUGCGGGUGGCGGCGGGUUCUCCCCACACAUCGACGCCAACGCAUACACCCACGUCAAAAACAUCAAGCACCUGACCGUUCUCGCGGCCGUCGAUGAAAUGAACUCGCAAAACGGCGGCCUCGACGUCGUCGACGGAAGCCAUCUCAUGCCCAUUCCCCUAGGCAAUGAUCGCUGCAUCGAUCCCACGUGGAUCGACAGCCACAAAUGGAGUGCGUGCGACUUGCAACCAGGCGACAUCCUAGUAUUCGGAUCCUAUCUUGCGCAUCGCAGCGGAGCCAACAUCAGCUCCAAGGAUCGGCGGGCCAUCUAUGCCACUUAUAAUUGUAAAGCCGAGGGAGAUCUUCAUGAUCAAUAUUAUGAAGAUCGAAGAAAGCUCUGGCCUGCCACACAUAUGCGAAAAGACGGGGAGGCGUAUGAGGAAGGGAGAUUGAGAUACGGAUAUGGUUCUCCGAUGCUUACUAUUGAAGGGAAGGCGCAGGCAGCUGCGUAG